This is a messenger RNA of Hyla sarda, 4667 nucleotides long. RefSeq names its product tetraspanin-4-like. The record is from RefSeq and is a predicted model, not a curated record. Bases 3012 to 3965 code for a protein of 317 amino acids. NCBI's taxonomy places the organism in Eukaryota, Metazoa, Chordata, Amphibia, Anura, Hylidae. Gene Ontology annotation, cellular component: membrane. The transcript is spliced from 7 exons.
UCCCUUCCCAUCUGUCCCAGUUAUCCGCUCUAGCCCACACUCUCUCCUCUCGGCUUAUUGAAUUUAUUCCUCUGCUUUCCUUUGCUCUUUCUCUCUCUACUUUGAUGUCUCUCCUCUCCCAUCCCUGACCCCUCUCUGUGCCUUGACUACCAAUUUUUCACCCCUUUGGCUUUGUUGUCCUCUUCCCCCGUCUUCCAUGCCCUUUUACCGCGGUGCCUUGUAAGGAGCUGGAUCACAAGCUGUCAGCACUGGAAGGAUAUUUUUUUUUAGGGAAAGGGGGGGGAUAAAACCAAGCAAGAGACUGGAUUGUUGGUGUAACACAGAUUCCUGCAGUUCUGGGAUCUCAUAGCCGAAAUUCUUUUUUCUAAUUAAUAAUGUAUUCAUGAGCCUAAUGAUGAGAUGCAUCUGGAAAGUGCAUUCGGAUUACGCAGAGCUCCCUGAAGAUUUCGCUGCUGAGAGCUGGAGGGUCUGAGAGCAAACUCCAAGACAAACCAGGAGGAAAGUGGUUAUUUGCUGAGAAUGCAGAACAGGCGAUGAAAAAGAUCCUCUGACGACAAGACAAUCUAUCUACGAUGCAUGUGGUUACUGCAACCGUUGCCUGCACUUCGCCUUCCCUGCAUCCGUCUCCUGGUGUUAGUCCUCUCUAGGGUUUCCAUUCAUUCACAUUACAACUCUGAUUUAUUUUUGCAUUGUCUUCAUGGACCUCAUUGUUCCAGUGCAUAGGUCAUCAUUGUAAAGGCUGCACAGAACUUGCUUUUUUAAGAAGUGACCUAGAAUCUGGAGAAGCCAAGACCUAGCCUCUAGCAAUUCCUCCAUAUACAUGUGUAUGGGAAUAGACCUGCAGUGUACAAGUGAUCCCAACAGAUUUCUUCUCAAUGGUCUACGACACCAGCUUGUUCCCCCAGGAGCUGACAGAGGACUAUUCGGACAUCUCUGCGGUGAACGCGAGUGCAUACCACUUUAAGAAGUGAUGUUCAUCUCCUAAAAACCUGCAAGAAGAGAAGGACUGCACUUUACAAAUAGGCACCCCACCAGGAUCCGGUUACACACCACACAUGGAGAACUUAAUCAUCUGGAUCAAGUGCUUCAUCAUGAAUAUAUAAACAGUGGAAGCUAAAUAAGGAGCACGCUGGGAAAACACAACCUCCUCACCUUGUCCUAUCCAUCAUGUUUGCUUCUUGACCCCUCUUGUUAUCUGACUUUCUUCACAACUUUAGUUCUGCUUUGCAAGUUCCCCCAUGGCUUUGCUCUUUUGUCACCUUUCUUAACCUCUUCAUCUAUAUCGUUGACGGGGAGCGCCCUCCUACAACUUUGUAUAUUUCAUUGCCACUAUAAACAGUCCUGUUAUUUUCGACAAGGCGCUUUAUAUAGUUUUUGGGUUUUAGCCAUAAUGUAAAAUUAUAAGCCAAAUAAUGUUUAGUUCUUAUGGUUACAUUGUGAUGAAAUCCUGAGCUACAUGUAAUUACCGAGACUUCUAGUACCGUUGAGUCGUAUAGAGAGUCUUGUGGAUGUUAAAGCUUUUUGAUAAGUCCCUGUAACUCCUUAGUGUCAUAUUUUAUUUCCCAAGACAUCACAGAUCUCCUUAUUCUAUAGAUGACAGAAUGUAUAUGUAGAAAGAUAUUAGCAUAGGAAUCGUUUUGGAUAAACCUAGUCUAUAGUUCAGAAUCAUGGUGAAGGGUCACAAUCGAUGGGGUCAUGUCAGAUGUUUUCUCUACGGCAUGAAUUACUUGAAUACGCUUUAUACCUAUUGAUUUGCCAUAGUUAAUUUUUGUGGUUUCUUCCUCAGCACUCUGUCCUCUUUACAGAAACUGUGCAAGGGGCUAGAAUAUCUUUCGAUACCUCCUGCCGAGACGGUCAUGUUGUCUCUAGAUGGGGCUACCCUACUGAGGAUCACAAUCAUUAAUUAUUAGACGAAUUCUAAUGGGUCGUGUUAUCAGCUGUAAUGUAGCAUGGGGGCAUAUUGAAUGUUAAUGUGAAUUCUGUUGAGAUUUUCAAUUUCGAGCUUGUCUUUUUCGGGACUUGAGUAUUACUAAAGACUUUAUAAUUAUGGAUAAGUUCUUUGGCUCUGUUAGGAAUCGGCUUUCUCAGCUUUAAUUAAUUUGUGCUGACAUUUUUGCCGGAGCUGCUCGGAAUUGAAGAGAUGCAAUACUAGAUAUCUGCCCUUCUUUGUUUGCUGUUAAUGACCAUCUGGUUAUCUCUUCCUGACUGUCCAUGGCACCGUGCCAUUGAUCUAAAGGGGUCAUGCUGAAUGUGGAUGUCUCUGCUUCCACUUUGACCUAUGAGGAAACAAGAUAUCAGCAGUAAAAUGGAAAGUUUUUAGGAGCCAAACUCCAUGAUCUCUUUUGUAGUGAAGCUUUGCGUUUCUCUGAAGGCUUCAGUCAUGAUCCAGCCUUGGAUGGUGGAGCAUAACCUUUCCCCCAUAUGGUGAAACCUGUUAAGCCCUUAUUGUAUGUUUUGGCAUUGCUUUGCUAUUUCGAGAAGUAUUUUUGUACUUUUGUGUUGCCUUUGUAUCUAAUACUUGUGAGAGAGAUAACAUGAAAGACGGCCCAGGGGUAUGUGGAAACUCAACCACUAAUUAGUGUGGGCUGUCAAUCGCUAGCCGGGGGACGCACUACAGACUACUGCAGGAGAUCAAAGGCGGUAAUGAUAAGAAUUUGAUCGCACUAAAUACAGAAAUGUUAUUUCUCUGGUAACCUAAAUAUAUUCACUUUUGUAAUAGGUAUAAUUCCUGGCUCUUUUCCCUUAAAGCGUAAGCUCCCUUGCACAGUAAGACGAUUAUGUGGCGCACUGACUCCUAUAAGGCAUUCUCUGUACAUUACUUGCUGGGACUUAUUUCGAAAUGUUUUGGAGCGAAAAUAUUCAUAUAGGAACUCUCGAUCAAGACGUAUUUAAGAAAAAUUUGAAAUAUGCAUUCAUAUAUAUAGGAUUCUGAGCUCAGCUACUGUGGACUGUGACGUGGACAGAAUUGAAGUGACUUUUCUUUAGUAGGAUUUAGGCCUCCAUCAGAGAAGAUGCAAACGUCCAGUAGUGAUGACCCCAGUUACAGUCAGAGCUCUCCACCGCGGGGCCGCAAAGCUCGAUGGAAAGGAGUUUAUAGGGGCCGUUGGGGGGUUGCGGACAGUUGUUCCUUCAGUGGGGUACAGUCUAUUCCUGAAGAACAAACCUCAGGGCAGACCAAAAAGGAGAACCGAGUUAUUGUCCUGUAUCUGGAUCUGUCUUUUCUUUUGCUUCUAGAACUCAAGAAAAUGAGUAUGACGCGUGGGUGCCUACUGUGCAUCAAAAUCACCAUGUUCAUCUUCAACCUCAUCUUCUGGCUUGGAGGAUGUGGAAUCCUUGGAGUUGGAGUCUGGUUGGCUGUUACCCAGGGAAAGUUUGCCACCCUCUCCAUUUCUUUCCCGUCACUUUCAGCUGCCAGCCUCUUCAUGGUGACAGGAUCGGUGAUAAUGGUGGUGGGCUUCAUUGGGUGCCUCGGUGCUGUGACAGAACACCGGUGUCUUCUCCUUACAUUCUUUGUGGUCUUACUGAUCAUCUUCCUCCUUGAAAUAAUCAGCAUGGUGCUAUUCUUCACGUACAAUGACAAUUUUCACAGAUAUGCACAAGAGGACUUAAAGAAAGGACUGGCGCUUUAUCAGACGGAGGGGAAUCUUGGUUUGACCAACGCGUGGGACAUCGUACAGACCGAGUUCCGAUGCUGUGGAGUGAAGAAUUACACCGACUGGCUCGAAAUGCGCAAUAGCUCACUUGUGCCCCACUCUUGCUGUAUGGAACACAGCGCUUCCUGCCAAAGCAACCCGAGCACCUGGUGGAAAGAUCCCUGCUACGAGAAAGUGAAGCGAUGGGUCGCGAGUAACAUUUCUUCGGUUGGGAUCUUCGGCAUCUGUAUCCUCAUUGUGCAGGUGUUCGGUUUGAUCUUCUCCAUGUUGAUGUACUGCCAAGUUCUCAAGGCGGAAAAGUAUUAUGAAUAAUUCCAGGCGUUGCGAAGGAGUCUUCGAGAUGGGCCCCUUGCUGUUCUUCCAUGUGCUGGUAGGAUUGCUCAUAUCCAACCAACUGGAUGAAGGACUAUCUUCAUGGCUACCUGGAACCGCGAGGCUGAAUUUUGCAUUGUCUCUCUCCGCAAGGGCCAGUGACUGUUCCACCUUCUACCCUGAACUAUGAAUGAAGUUCUGGACUUUGUGCAGCUCCAUUCUUACCCUAUAACAAUAAGCACAUGAUAUCAGCUUUUAUAAUGCGGCUCCAACAUGUACAUAGAGCUUCAGGACUUUAAGAGGAGGUAAAAGGGCUUGUCUUCUCCUUUUUUUUUUAAAGCACCAAAGCCAUUAAAUGGACCCCCAUCCCCCCACGCCACAGAUAUGCGGAUCCGAUGUGGUUUGAAAAAAAUGCCCAAAAUGACCUACACGGCAUUACCACCCGGCAUCUUAUGUAGAAAUAGCACAAUGCUUUCAGUCUUAAAUCUAGAAAUAGCUUCAUGCUGCGGUGAUAAACACCAGGGCCCCGUGACUAGGCUCAGCUGACUGCAGAGAAAGUGUUUAGAAUGGUUUGCAGUGGCUAUUUUUGUUCUUUUUUUUUUUUAAUCUACCAGUAUAUAUAUCUAUGAGAUGCGCAAUUUAUGGACUAAAAUAUAGCAACUGGUCAGUGCCAUAGCAACUGUAAUGGGGUCAUCGGGGGGG